CAGGUAUGUGCCCUGACUGGGAUUUGAACCGUGACCUCGUGGUUCAUAGGUUGACACUCAACCACUGAGCCACGCCAGUCAGGCCCAUGUUAUUGUCUUAAAAGCUGCUGAAUAACUCAGGGAAGAGCUCAUCAGAGUCUGAACCUAGGGCAGGAGCAAAAGGGUAGAGAAAGAAGGGACUAGUUUUUCUGAUCGUUAGGAAGCACUUGGACAGCAGUGGGAUGUAUCCUGUGGAGAGCAAGGAUGGGGGGCGGUCAGUUUUAACUGACCAUGGUGUGCUCAGCCUGAUGAGCGAGGAGGAAGGGCUGUGGUGAAGGGGGAGGAGCACUGUCCCUUCCCUUGGCUUCUGGAAGGACUGUUUAUCCCCUCUUACACUACUUUAGCAUCGAUGCUGUCACACUUUUGGCUAUUUCUGUCUCCCCAGAGGACCGGAGUAACCCUGACUGAUUCACUCGGUUUGGAUCCUCAGCAACUAACCUACAAGAACUCACUGGAUUUGAACUGGUGGCACUGUUACCCCAGCUCAUUUCACAACAGCACUAGCAUUCUGUGCGAGCUCCUCUCAUCAGCCAGGCACGGGGAGUCAGGCCUGGGGAAGUCCACCCUCAUCAACAGCCUGUUUCUCACCAACCUCUAUGAGGAUCGGCAGCUGCCAGAGGCCAGUGCUCGCUUGACACAGACCCUGACGAUUGAGCGCCGGGGCGUGGAGAUCGAGGAGGGCGGUAUUAAGGUGAAGCUGACCUUGGUGGACACACCUGGCUUUGGGGACUCGGUGGAUUGCUCAGACUGCUGGCUGCCUGUGGUGCGUUUCAUCGAGGAGCAAUUUGAGCAGUACCUGAGGGAUGAGAGUGGCCUGAACCGGAAGAACAUUCAGGAUUCCCGUGUCCACUGCUGCCUCUACUUCAUCUCACCCUUCGGCCGCGGGCUCCGGCCCCUAGAUGUGGCCUUCCUCCGGGCGGUGCACGAGAAGGUCAACAUCAUCCCAGUCAUCGGCAAAGCAGACGCCCUGAUGCCUAGAGAAACCCAGGCUCUCAAGCAGAAGAUUCGGGACCAGUUGAAGGAGGAGGAAAUCAACAUCUACCAGUUCCCUGAUUGUGACUCAGAUGAAGAUGAAGACUUCAAGCGGCAGGAUGCACAGAUGAAGGAAAGCAUCCCUUUCGCAGUUGUGGGUUCAUGCGAGGUAGUGAGGGACAUCGGCUCCCGACCAGUGAGGGGUCGCUGCUACUCUUGGGGCACCGUGGAGGUGGAGAACCCACAUCACUGCGAUUUCCUGAACCUGCGACGGAUGCUGGUGCAGACGCAUCUGCAGGACCUGAAGGAGGUGACGCACGAUCUGCUCUACGAGGGCUACCGGGCCCGCUGCCUGCAGAGCCUGGCCCGGCCUGGGGCCCGCGAUCGCGCCAGCCGCAGUAAGCUCUCCCGCCGGAGCACCACCGAGAUCCCGCUGCCCAUGCUGCCCAUGCUGCCCCUGGCCGAGACUGAGAAGCUGAUCCGCGAGAAAGACGAAGAGCUGCGCCGCAUGCAGGAGAUGCUGGAGAAGAUGCAGGCGCAGGUGCAGCAGAGCCAGGCCCCGGGCGAGCAGUCGGACGCCCUCUGAGGACCCCGCCCGGUGCCGCUUCACUCAGCUCCGCCCUCCUCCGCCUCUGGUCCAACCCCCGGGCCCCGGGCUGCCCGGCGCCUGACCCGGAGCCCGCCCUGGCACGGGGCUCGGCCAAACAGGUUCUCCCGAUCCCAGAGCCGUAGUCCCGCCUUUGGCCCCGCCCCGCCCGCCCUCCGCCCUCCGGAGCCGGAGCUUCCAGCCCAGCAGUGUCUCCAUAAAGACGCUUCCUGCCCUCACCAUGUGGCUCCAUUGGUGGACCGUUGUCAAGUGCACCGAAAGGUCACUGGUUGGACUCCGGUCAGGGCACAAGGCCCAGAUUGCCGACCCGGCCGGGGUGCGUUCGGGAGGCAAUGGAUCGAUGUUCCAUGUUUCUCUCACAAAUAGAUGUCAUUUUCUCUCUAAGAUCAAUUUAAAAAUUAAAAAACAGCCCUAACCGAUUUGGCUCAGUGGA
This is a messenger RNA of Pipistrellus kuhlii (Kuhl's pipistrelle), 2051 nucleotides long. RefSeq names its product septin 1 (gene SEPTIN1). Gene Ontology annotation, molecular function: molecular adaptor activity; GTP binding; GTPase activity. Bases 389 to 1597 code for a protein of 402 amino acids. The transcript has 10 exons. The record is from RefSeq and is a predicted model, not a curated record. Gene Ontology annotation, cellular component: microtubule cytoskeleton; cell division site; septin complex. Gene Ontology annotation, biological process: regulation of exocytosis; cytoskeleton-dependent cytokinesis. NCBI's taxonomy places the organism in Eukaryota, Metazoa, Chordata, Mammalia, Chiroptera, Vespertilionidae.